UAGGGGCGGAGACUGCCUAAUUAGGGAACUGAAAAUAAAAGUAAAAGCUCCCUUCUGAAAAAUGAGGAAGAGGAGAAACGGCCAAACCAUUGAAGAAAUUCUCUAUUACAAUUUUAUUGACCAAAGACUCUCCAGCUUUUCCCUCAGAUUUGUUCAAGUGAAAUAUUGAAUUAGCUAUUCCCCUAAUCUAAUUAAAAUGUUGUUUACAAUAUUGGAUUCCUCUUUACCCAUCCUCCUGACGCUCUUACAUGUUCUGAGUUGCAACGAGAGCAAAAAUGUGGUCAGUGGAGAAAGAAAUGCAAUCCCAGAUUUCCCUUUAGCAACGAACGGCUAGACAUUUCCCUGGAACAAAUUGAGACUGCCCAGUUGGGUUCUUCCGAUCCACUAUGACCUCUCCAUUCACCCAAAUCUAACAACAUUAGUGUUCACGGGGACAGUGAAAAUUACCAUCUCCGUCAUUCACAAAACCAGUUCCGUAGUGCUCCAUAGCAAACAUCUGGAAAUCACCAAGGCCACUGUUGGGGAAGAUAAUGGAAAACCACAAAUGGACUUAAAAGUGUGGGAAUAUCCACUUCAUGAACAAGUUGCCUUAGUGUCUGCCACACCGUUGUUGGCCAAUAAGGAGUACUUCCUUUCUGUUGACUACAAAGCCAAUAUUUCAGAUGGUUUUUAUGGAUUUUAUAGAAGUACUUACCGAGCUAAGAAUGGAGAAACAAGAUUACUGGCUUCUACUCAUUUUGAACCAACCUCAGCUCGGAUGGCGUUCCCCUGCUUCGAUGAACCGUCUUUUAAGGCCAAUUACACAAUCAGGAUCAGGAGGGAAGCCCACCACAUCGCUCUGUCCAAUAUGCCAAAGGUAAGGACUGUGGCCAUAGGUAAUCACCUCCUGGAAGAUCACUUUGCCGAGACAGUAAAAAUGAGCACGUAUUUGGUAGCCUUUAUCGUGUGUGACUUCCAGUCUAUCAGUAGCGCAACUACAUCUGGAAUUAAGGUGUCGGUGUACACGGCUCCGGACAAACUGAAUCAAGCAAACUACGCCUUGGAAGUUGCCGUCAAUAUGCUGGAGUUCUACGAGCAGUAUUUCAACAUCAGCUAUCCUCUGCCCAAACAGGACCUCGUGGCCAUACCGGAUUUUCAGUCAGGAGCCAUGGAAAACUGGGGCCUGACUACAUACCGAGAGACGUCUUUGCUCUACGAUCCAGAGACAUCUUCAGCGUCCGACAAGCUCUGGGUUACCAUGGUGAUAGGACACGAGCUAGCCCAUCAGUGGUUUGGCAAUCUGGUGACCAUGGAGUGGUGGGAUGACGUUUGGCUGAAUGAAGGCUUUGCCAGAUACAUGGAAUUCCUCUCCGUCGAUGCCAAAUACCCCGAAUUGCAUGUGAACGAUUACUUGUUAGGUACCUGCUUUGCUGCGAUGGGGAGGGAUUCGCUCGACUCUUCCCGCCCCAUAUCCUCUAGAGCGGAAAACCCCACCCAGAUAAAAGAAAUGUUCGACACCGUCUCCUAUGAGAAGGGCGCCUGCAUCCUUCACAUGCUCAGGAACUUCCUGACUGAUGAAGUCUUCCAGAAUGGGAUCAUCUAUUACCUGAAGAAAUUCAGUUUUAGGAAUGCUAAGAAUGCAGAUCUUUGGAACAGCCUGGCCAAUACUUGCACAGAGAAGGAUUUUUCAUCCAGCAGUUUCUGCUACAGUGAAGGUCGAAGAUCAAAGAGUAUCUAUAGCUAUCCCGCCGCACAUCUGGACCUGGCAGAGAUCAUGAACACCUGGACACUUCAGAAGGGAAUUCCGCUCAUCAUCGUCAAUCAGACCGGGAGACAACUCAGCAUCAGGCAGGAGCGCUUCCUGAAGACCGUUCUGCCAGAAGAGCCUCUCUGGGCCUCCAUGCAGGCAGGCUUCCAAUGGCAAGUUCCCUUAACCUACAUCACGAGCAGCUCCAGAAAGGUUGGAAAAUUCUUACUGAAGACUCAGUCAGAUGCAAUAGAACUCGACAGCAAAGCCAGCUGGGUGAAAUUCAACGUGGACAUGAACGGCUACUACAUCGUUCACUACGAGGGCGCUGGGUGGGACAGCCUGACUCAGUUGCUCAGUGACAACCCCUCGAGACUCAGCGACAAAGACCGAGCCAGCCUCAUUCACAAUGCCUUUCAGCUGGUCAGCGCAGGGAAACUGUCGCUCCACAAAGCUCUGGACCUGACGCUCUACCUCCGGCACGAAACAAGCAACCUUGCGCUUCGCAAAGGCCUGGGCUACUGGGAACUGUUCUACCACAUGAUGGACCAGAGGAAUAUUUCAGACGUCACCGAGAGCCUCAAGCGCUACAUUCUACAGGAGUUCAAGCCGGUGAUGGACAAGCAGAGCUGGAGCGAUGAGGGCUCGGUUUCCGAGCGGUUGCUGCGGGCUGGCCUCCUGGGGCUAGCGUGUGAGCUGCAGGACCCUCUCUGCAUCCAGAAGGCUAGCGCGCUCUUCCGCCUCUGGAUGUCAUCCACCGCAGAGAGGUCCAGCAUCCCUACUGAUGUCAUGGAGACAGUCUAUUCUGUCGGGGCCAAGACGGCAGAGGGCUGGAACUUCCUCUUGGAGAGGUACACAGAGUCCAUGUCUGGGGCCCAGCAGGGCAAGAUCCGCUCAGCUUUGGCAAGUAGCCGAGAUGGCACCAAACUGGCCAGGUUGUUGGAACUCGGGCUGGAAGGGAAAGUGAUCAAGACACAGGAUCUCCCAUCAGUCGUCUACGGCAUCAGCCAAAAUCCAACUGGACAACGUCUGGCCUGGAGUUUUGUGACCCGAAAUUGGAGCAAACUGCUAGAAAAGUUCCCACUGGGCUCCUCCGCCUUUAGGAGUAUUUUAGUUGGAGCAACCUCGACGUUUUCUUCCCAUGAAGAAUUAAAAGAGGUGAAGCAGUUUUUUGAGGUGAUGAAGGAACAAGCAUCCCAGCUCCUGGCCACCAGGACCGUCCUGGAGAACAUUAAGAAGAACAUAAAGUGGCUGGAGAGAAAUCUGGACCCGCUAAAGCAAUGGCUGGCAAGAAGGCUACCAUAGGCCCUCCCACCGUGGUCCUUAGCCAAACAGUGGACUUCACUGAAUUCUUUCAGGAUCCCUACUGGGUGCAUUAGCUCCUGUGCUUUUUGAUGUUCUUUUCCCUAUGGUCCUUGUUAAGAACUUAAUAAUAGGUAAUGAAAAUGGUAUUUAUUAUGUGCUUAGUG
Molecule: messenger RNA, 3195 nt
Organism: Tachyglossus aculeatus (Australian echidna)
Lineage: Eukaryota; Metazoa; Chordata; Mammalia; Monotremata; Tachyglossidae
Product: endoplasmic reticulum aminopeptidase 2-like
Exons: 19
Coding region: 545-3031 (828 amino acids)
Biological process (GO): proteolysis; peptide catabolic process
Cellular component (GO): cytoplasm
Molecular function (GO): metalloaminopeptidase activity; zinc ion binding; peptide binding
Source: RefSeq, a predicted model, not a curated record